AUGUCAGCAUAAAUCAAACAUAUAGGUUUUCCUUUUACAUCAGAACAGCACAGCACAUCACAUAUGCAUACAUACCACUAUUUAAACCUCCCCAAUCUGCAGAUAAUCUAUGAAAAACCAACUCAAUAUUAUGAGGUAAAAUCACAGCCAGCACAGAGGAGAAAGCAGCCAUGCCAAGCAUUGCAGAGAGAUGGAAGGUUCUAAGCGGCCAAAAGAAAUGGGAGGGUCUGCUAGACCCUCUAGACCUCGAUCUCCGUCGCUACAUCAUCCACUACGGCGAGAUGGCUCAGGCAACGUACGACACGUUCAACUCCGAGCAGGCCUCAAAGUACGCAGGGAGCAGCCGAUAUGCAAAGGACACCGUCUUCACCAGGGUCGGGCUGGACAAGGGGAAUCCGUUCAAGUACCGCGUCACCAAGUAUUUCUACGCGACCUCGUCCACCAAGCUGCCCGACGCCUUCAUCCUAAAGUCGUGGUCCAGAGAGGCGUGGAGCAAGGAGUCCAACUGGAUCGGGUUUGCAGCCGUGGCAACGGAUGAAGGGAAGGCCGCGUUAGGCCGGAGGGACAUCGUGAUCGCGUGGAGAGGCACUGUCAUGACUCUCGAAUGGAGUAAUGACUUCGAGUUCGAGCUGGUUUCUGCACCAGAUAUUUUCGGAGCGAAGAGUGAUGUUAAGGUGCAUCUUGGUUGGCAUUCACUCUACACCUCUGAUGAUCCAAGAUCACCUUUCAAUAAAGCCAGUGCUCGAAACCAGGUUCUGACUGAGGUGAGGAGACUCGUAGAGCAAUACAAGAACGAGGAGAUCAGCUUAACGAUAACCGGACACAGUUUAGGUGCCGCGGUUGGUACCUUGAGCGCAGUCGACAUUGUGGCGAAUGGAUACAACAAGCCUAAGGGGAUGCCCAACAAGGCGUGCCCUGUUACUAUGUUCGCCUUUGCCAGCCCUCUCGUAGGAGAAGACAAGUUCAGGAAAUUUUUCUCGACCUUGCAGAAUCUCUACGUCCUGCGCAUGAGGAACGCAACAGAUGUCGUCCCGACCUACCCCAUGAUAGGGUACUCAGAGGUCGGGGAGGAGCUGAAAAUCGACACUAGCAAGUCGAACUACCUGAAGAGCCCUGGAAAUGUGAAGACUAUCCACGCCUUGGAAUGCUACCUGCAUGGAGUUGCCGGGACACACGGGAGUAAAGGGCCGUUCAAGCUCGAGGUCAAGAGAGACAUUGCUUUGGUUAAUAAGCAUCUGGAUUGCUUGAAAGACAACUACUGUGUUCCUGUUGCAUGGUGGAGUGACAAACACAAAGGGAUGGUGCAGUUGGAAGAUGGUGCUUGGGAAUUGAGGGAUCAUGAGAAAGAUGAUUUCUGAGUUUGGUUAUUAUACAAACAAAUAAGACUUUAUUACGUUUGGAGGGUUAAAUCCAAAAUACUAUUAGUAAUAAAACAAUGAAACAGAAUAAAAAUCAGAGAGAUAGAACCUUUAUCUAAGUGAAAAGGAUCAAGAAUAUGAUAAUCAGUAUAAACAAAUGUAUGUUUUCUUUCUUUUAAGAAGCUAAUCUUCUUGGAA
Molecule: messenger RNA, 1556 nt
Organism: Salvia hispanica
Lineage: Eukaryota; Viridiplantae; Streptophyta; Magnoliopsida; Lamiales; Lamiaceae
Product: phospholipase A1-IIgamma-like
Biological process (GO): lipid metabolic process
Molecular function (GO): glycerophospholipid phospholipase A1 activity
Source: RefSeq, a predicted model, not a curated record